UCAAGUUUUGUAGACGAAGUUGACGAUUCUUGCUUUGACUGUCAGGCGCCGAGCUUCUGUACUGGCGUUCUUUACGCAGGCCGACGCUUAAAAAUUCUUGACUGCAGACCAUAGACAUGUCCCUUACAGUUAUUGUAUGCUGCGCAACAACGAUAUAUCUCUUCUACUACGCCAUAACCUCGCUCAAGAAACCUCGCCUGAUUUGCAGACAUGGGCCCUUUCGAGACUUCCUCACGAGUCGUUGUCCAUUCAUUAACGACAAGCUAUUACCCACUCCCUGGUGCUUCACCAGCAAUGGCCAAUCCAUCGUGGCUAUUUUACUUCAAGAAUUCAGGCCUCAAAUUGCGUACGAUCGUCAGAUCCUCUUCCUCUCUGACGGAGGAGAGGCUGCGCUGGACUGGUUCGUCGGCGGCACUGAUUCGCAUUCUCCCACUGUGUUAUUUACGCACGGAAUAACAGGAGAUAGCCAGUCCUAUUACUUGAAGGUAAUCGUACCCAUGGUCCAAAGCAUUGGUUGUCGAUGCGCAGUCUUCAACCAACGCGGGUGUGGUGGUGUUCCGCUAAAGACAGCACGGAUACAGUCUUGCAUCAACACCGAUGAUCUUGGCAUCGCUCUCGACGCCAUCAAGAGGAGAUACCCAUCGGGUCCUAUCCUCGCCGUCGGCUAUUCUAUGGGAGGCAUCGUCAUCUGUCAAUACCUCAGCCAGCAAGCCGACAAUUCGCUCAUCGACGCUGCAAUUACCGUCUCCACCCCGACAGAUAUCCAUGCAGCUUCUGAAAGCCUUAACUCGUUCGGCUUCAACAGGGUAGUCAACUACUAUAUAGCACGGAAGCUGGUCAACUUCGCAGAAAGAAACCGGUCUGUCCUGGAACCUAAAGUGAACUUCGAGCAGGUGAUCCAAGCCAAGACAAUCCGCCAAUUCGACUCCUGCUGUACGGCUGUUGUGUUGGGUUUCAACAACGUUGACGAGUAUUACGAGGCAGCUUCCAUCAGGCGCAAGCUGGGCACCGUGCGGAGACCGCUUUUGUUCCUGAUGUCAACCGACGACAUAUUCGUGCUCGAUACAACGCCUAUAAGAGAGAUAGAGUCGUCAGUGUACCUGGGAGCAGUUUUGCUUCCUCGUGGUGGACAUAUAGGCUUCGUGGACGGGUUCCUAUGGCCCUGGCCCCCGUUUUAUGCGGAGCGCUUUGUGUACGAGUAUGUAAAAACUCUCGUCAAGUUCAGCAUGCAGCGCAGUUUGAAGAUGCUGCCGCAAGAGUUUGAAGGCCAAAAGGAUGCUGAGAAAACAUGAGAAACAGAAGCACGAAAAAUGUUAACGUACGUACAACAACAACAAGAAGAAAAACAAAUCAAAAAUAUCUACAAUGUCAAAAAUGUCGAAGGCUAUUUUACGGGAGAUUACAACCUGCGUGGAGGAAGAUAACCGUAGCUUUCCUGUGCGGCCAAGGUUACCAAUAUAAAUUAGAAUUUUGACUU
This is a messenger RNA of Ornithodoros turicata, 1477 nucleotides long. Its product is annotated as protein ABHD1-like. Gene Ontology annotation, molecular function: monoacylglycerol lipase activity; acetylesterase activity. NCBI's taxonomy places the organism in Eukaryota, Metazoa, Arthropoda, Arachnida, Ixodida, Argasidae. Bases 117 to 1292 code for a protein of 391 amino acids. The transcript is spliced from 2 exons. The record is from RefSeq and is a predicted model, not a curated record. Gene Ontology annotation, biological process: medium-chain fatty acid biosynthetic process; medium-chain fatty acid catabolic process.